UAUUUUUAAAAUCAUGCAGGAUCCGAAAAUAUUUUCGGAUCCUGUGUGUCAACGCUGAUAGUUCGCCAGUCAUAUUGGCGAACCCAGAAGUUCGCCAUCAAUAAUGACGAACUUCAUGAUGUUCGCCACUAUGAGUGGCGAACAUAACUUGUUCGGCACCAUGGGUGCCGAACAAGUGGAACCGUGCCACAUGAGCAGAGCAAUCUGCUCGCGUGGCUGCAGCGUGGCAUGUUCGGCAAUAAUGGUGCCGAACAUGCAUAAUUCAAUGAUUCGUCAGAGAUUCCUGACGAAGCAUUGACCGCGAAAAGAGUUCGGCACUGAUAGUGCCGAACUCUUUUCUGUGCAUGCAGAGCCACGCGGCUCUGCAUGCACAGUCCUGGACAGAGGAGACUUUGGCUUUAAAGCCGAAGUCUCGCUCUUCUUCUUUCUCUUUCCCCCUUGAAAAUUUUUAUCCUCCUUCUCCUCUGCGCAGCUCUCUUCUCUCGCUCCAUCGCCGGAAGCCUUCAUCUUCAGCAAAUCUUCUUCUCCAGCAAAUCUUCUUCUCCAGCACAAGCGAUCUCUUUCCACCAGAUAUGGAAGAAAGGCGCAACCGUCGUGACAGACGCGAUUAUAUUUUACCUGGUCCCAAUGAUCCAUCGUUGCUAUAUGGACAAGCCGAACAUAGGUCUGAGGCUAUAUGGCAACAAAAUAUAGAAAGUGGGGCAAUAGGUUGUAGAAGAACGGGUACAGUUUUACAUUUGGGUGAAAUACCAGAUCAAAUAAUACCUUAUCUACGACAGUCGGGUUUUUAUGGUGUAAUCCGGUUAGGUUUUUUUGCAUUAGAUUGGCACUUAAUUACGGCUCUUGUUGAGAGGUGGCGACCAGAGACGCAUACAUUUAUGUUUCCUGAAGGAGAAAUGACUAUAACCCUUCAGGAUGUGGGGCUAAUAACCGGGUUGCCUGUCAAUGGUGCAGCUGUUACAGGCCGAUCACGCCACCAUUGGCCUUCAGUUUGUGAGGCGUUAUUAGGUGUCGUUCCACCUAAUAAUGCCAUUAGAGGGUGUUAUUUGAAACUAAGUUGGCUUGCUGAGGAAUUUAGUCAACUUCCCGAUGAUGCUGAUGAGGAAGUUGUUCAUAGGUUUGCAAGAGCAUACAUGAUGAGAGUGAUUGGAUCCAUAUUUGGUGAUACAUCUGCGUCGCGGGUGAACUUAAUGUUUCUACCUUUGUUAGCCGAUCUUGAGGACGCUGGUAAUUAUAGCUGGGGUGGGGCAUGUCUGGCAUGGUUGUAUAGACAGUUAUGUAAGGCGACAAAUCCUGAAGUUAUGCAAAUGUCUGGUCCCUUAUUUAUAGUUCAGAUAUGGGCAUGGGACCGGAUCACAGCGGUAUCGCCGGCACUGUCAGACAGAGCACCACAUCAUGAUGCUCCACUAGGCAGCAGGUGGAGUAAUGCCAGACAUGUUACGGAGGUAGUCACCCACGUGCUCGUGGAGCUGCGAUAUCAGCUUGAUAGAUUAUUACCCGAGCAGGUACUUUGGGAGCCGUACAGUGAUGGCCUGAUUCAGUCGCUGCCCGAAUACUGUCGCCAAGGACGGGACAUUUGGAGGGCUGUUGUCCCACUUAUCUGCUUCCAUAUUGUGGAGUGGCAUCAGCCGGAUCGUGUCAUGCGACAGUUUGGGAUGCAGCAGCAUAUUCCUGCUGAACCUCAUCAGUCUGCUGCACUACACGAUGUGGAUUUGCGUAAAAGCGACACGAACUGGGCAGAAGUCCACUCUCAUUGGAUCGCGCGCUGGAACACACGGGAUACAAGAAUAGUCACUGGCCCGCCAGCAACAGAGCCACUCCAUUUCCAUUCAGAGUAUAUGGAGUGGUACCGUAGGGUGUCCAGACGCUGGAUUUCAGUGAAAGGAGCGGCAAUGGGAACCGGGGAGGAUGGUCUGGAGCACAUGUACGCUAUUGCUACAAACCCGACCACGGGGAGUAUGACAGCUAUGUGUGACCUCAUACAGUCUGUUUCAUUCUGUAUGAUGGAAGAGAGGCGGCAAACACAACUGCCAGCUCCACAUCGAGCACCUGCUGCACCGUCCAACAUGGAUGACCCAGAUAACCCGCCUAUUCCCGAUUCUGUGGCACGUGGUAGUCGGGGUAGGGCUGGUGGAUAUGGUAGGGGCCGAAGAAGGGGUCACAUCCAUGCUGAACAAGGUGAUAGGGAUGUGAAUCCAGUGCCUCCCCCUAUGGAGUAUCAUCGGUCGCAAUCAUUCCACGAAGAUCAACCCAGUUCAUCUAACGUGCCCAUCUCAUCUCAUGUGCCUUCUAUGUUUAAUCCCGGUGCUUAUGGUGUCCCGUACACGCCAAUGGGAUCAGUGUUUCCUGCAUUUGCGCCCGAGCCUAUGCAUGCACCAUCGUCUUCGAGACAGUUUCAUAUGUCAGGCGGAAGUGCACAAAAUAUUUUUUCGGGAUAUAACGCUGGAUUAGGAUAUGGCCCGAGUGGUGUCGGUCAGUUUAGACAUUCAGAUCCUUCUGCUGCUGUCGUGCAAGAUCUAGACGUAAACGCACCGGCACAGGAAGAACUUGAUCCUGAACAGUUAUUGGCACCAGGACCAUGGCGAGGUCGCUUACGGGCUCCACAUGAGAGGAGACAUCGAGGCUGUGGUACUGGUGGUCAUCACUGACUGUGAUAAUUAUACAUGAUAGGUUUUUCUGGGGAACUAGAGGAAGGUGCUUUUGAGUUCGUUCUAGAUGUCAAAAUGGUGCGUGAGAUUAUUUCUAUUGAUUUAAUUAUGUGUUCAGAUUGUGUUAUUUAUGUAAUUAUUGUAUUGAUUUUGUGUUGUAUAAAAUAUUGUGUUGAGAUUGUGUUGAGAUUGUGUUGAUGUAAGAAUAGGUGUAUGAAAUAAGGUUGAAGUUUAUAGAAGUGUGCUAUUUCUAUUCACAGGUGGAAAUAAACCCAUAUUUCAGGGGAAAUUCUGCCGGAUUUUUGGUAUAAGAAGAAAAAGGGAAUUGAAUUACAUUUAAAAAUGAAAUGAACAAUAAACAUAUUCUCAUAAUUGAGCAUGAUUUAAAUGCUACCAAUUAUACCAUGUGAUUACUACUUCAUUUUGUGUUGCUUCUGUAGGUUUCUGGUGUUUACUCAACAGAUGAUCUUGGCGUGAAGUUGGAAAUGACUGCUGAUA
Messenger RNA from Manihot esculenta (cassava), 3146 nucleotides. Its product is annotated as serine/threonine-protein phosphatase 7 long form homolog. Lineage: Eukaryota; Viridiplantae; Streptophyta; Magnoliopsida; Malpighiales; Euphorbiaceae. The transcript has 6 exons. Bases 345 to 2648 code for a protein of 767 amino acids. The record is from RefSeq and is a predicted model, not a curated record. Gene Ontology annotation, biological process: meristem development; meristem maintenance.